This is a messenger RNA of Myodes glareolus (Bank vole), 915 nucleotides long. NCBI's taxonomy places the organism in Eukaryota, Metazoa, Chordata, Mammalia, Rodentia, Cricetidae. The record is from RefSeq and is a predicted model, not a curated record.
AUGCUGGGUGAAGCAGAAGGUAUGCUUCUUUUUGUUGCCAGUAGUGAGGCGGUGCUAGGAGUUUUAGGGAACAUAUUCAUUGCACUUGUGAACUGCACAGAGUAUUCCAGAAGCAAGAAGCUCUCUAAGGUUGGCUUCAUUCUCACUGGCCUGGCAACUUAUAGGAUUUGUCUCAUAUGGAUAAUAACUUUUGACACAUAUACAAAGUUAUUCUCUGUACAUACACUUAUCUACUUCAACACGUUUGAAUGCAUCAAUUACCUAUGGAUAAUUAUGAAUCACCUGAGUGUCUGGUUUGCCACCAGCCUCAGCAUCUUCUAUUUCCUGAAGAUAGCAAAUUUUUCUCACUACAUAUUUAUCUGGCUGAAAAGGAGAAAUGACAAUGUUUUUAUUUUUCUGGUAGGAUGCCUGUUUGUCUCAUUAUCUAUUGCUAUUGCACAAUUUGUGAAGAUGGUUAAUGAUAUCAAAAUGCAAUACAGAAACAUCUCCAUGCAGUUUCACCUAGAGGAGAAAGAGUUACUUAUUAACCACGCCAUUUUUCAAUUUGAAAUCCUUUUCUUCUUUGUGAUAGCUGUCAUUGCAUGUCUCCUGUUAAUACUUUCUCUUUGGAGACACAGCAAGCUGAUGCAAUUGAAUGGCUCAGGAUUUCGAGACCUCAACACAGAAGCUCAUGUGAAGGCCACGAAAGUUUUAAUUUCUUCUAUCAUCCUCUUUAUCUUGUAUUUUGUAGGUUUGGUCAUAGAAGUAUUGUGCUUUAUUUGGCAAGAAGGCAAACUACUAAUAAUUCUUGGUGCGAUAAUUAUCCUCAUGUAUUCUUUUAUUCUAAUUCUUGCAAACAACCAGCUGAAGAAAGUCUCUUUGAAGUUACUGCAGCAAUUAAAGUGCUGUGAUGAAGAACAACUCUGGGACACAUAA